CAUAGACAACAGCGCACAUACUACUUAGUAUGGUAAUUGAUUGCUACUGUAUUGACUCCACAUAACAAUGAGCACACGGCUAAUUAAUAUGGUAAUUUAUUCACGUGUGGAUCGAGACUUCAAUUGAGAAAGAGAGAGAGGGGAUGCGAAUCAAUGCUGAGGUAGGUAACGUUAGCCAACAACAAUUUGUUAAUUAUAUUAUUUUGAUUUUGAUUUGACUCAAACUGUAACUCCUAGAUGGAUAUCAGAAAGUUAUUGGCCCGCAGCAGGGAAGAAGCAGCGAGGAAUGAGAGAUGUAAGUGAAGUCCUAGCUAGCUAGGCAACAUCAUUGUCUUAAGUUGAUGCUAAGUUAGCUAACGUUCUUCCUUGUAUCAAGACAAACAUAUUCAUUUGCUGUACGAGCUGUCGGGGGAAUUCCCAAUGAACAUGAAACAUAAUGUUGGUUAUUGUCUGCUGCUUCUGCAUCAAUGAUGAUUUGGAGUAAGCAUGUGUGAGUUGAGUGCUUCUCAAAUGCUUUAUCUUCAGGAAGAAAAACAUUUUUCCAUAUCAUCAAGUCGUGAGCCACAUUUUAUUUCACAGAAAAAUAGCACAGUAGACUUGUCUUGUUAAUCGGUGCGACUUUGACUAAAAUAAUCUUGUUUUGUCACCAGAAAAAUGGCUACAGCUAAAGCAUCUGGUUUUGUUUCCAGAAAAAAUAGUAACAUUUCUGUAUUUGUUUUCAGAAAGAUGGCUGAAAAUAUCGGGUUUUGUUGCCCCAUUUAGAUUUUUUAAAAAUAUAUUUCCAUAUCUGUCCUGAUUCCUCCUCCAACUUGUUAGUCGCUUUGCCUUUUGCUAAAAUACUCACUAAUAGUCGCUAGAAAAAUGGCUAAAAAUAUCUGGUUUUGUUGCCACAAUUUGAUUUUUUUCUCCCUAACCUUUUUUUUUUUCAUGCACACAUCUGACUGAAAAUGACACACAAUCCACUUUUAUGUCAGGAGCCAGCAGUUGGGAACCACUGGUCAACUGUAUAACAGUUACUGUAAUAUUUCCAUGUCUGUCCAGAGUGAUUGACCACUUUGCAAAAAUGUUACAGUUUACUUCUCAGAAAAUGAUUCCCUGAACAGACACACAACAGUUGUUCAUUUAUUCUACUACUGUGGCUUUAUUGUUUUGUGUAUAUUUUAUAGUUUUGUGUAUCUGAAAUAGGAUUCGCCACAUUGCCAUAAAUGGAAAUUAAAUAAUAUAAAAGAACCCAGAGAUGUAGGGGUGCUUUAUUUUUUGUUUGACUUUUGUAGAUGUUAAAUUUGCAGAUGAUUACUGCAAUAUAUAUUUCAAAAAGAUUAAUUGCUCUUCCUUUUUGUUUUAACCAGUAGCAGUUUAGAAGUCUGGAGUAAAAAAGUGCACAAGUAGGUCAAAUGCAUGAGUUAAUUUCAGGUGGUUCAUCAAAGAUCCAUACAACAUCAUCUGAUAGGAUUUCAUAGUUUAAAGCACUAUUUAUGUCUUUUUCAUGAUAAAUAAGUGCUAAAAAUGUUUUUGCUUGCGCGCUUUGGACGCUCACAUGAAUUACUUGUGCCCCAGGUGUGCCCCAGUACAGUAUUAGGUCUAGUGACGCCCCUGCUCCACGGGUUUGUUGACGCCAGUGUCUCAGGGAAGUCGACGGCAGCUUUAUGGACGGCCCAAGCUCAGCUUUUCUCCGACAUCCAUCAGCUGAUUGAAAACCAAGAAGAAUGUCUCCCUCAUCUGCAGGGGGACAGUUUCACUUUAGAGAAUCCACAGCCCUCACAUUUUAAAGAGGAAGAGGAGUAUCCACAGCCCCCUUAUUUUAAAGAGGAAGAGGAGGAAGAGUGUCUUCUAGCGCAGGAGGAGGCUGAUCUCAGCAAGUUUCCACUGACUGUUGUCUCUGUGAAGACUGAAGAGCAUGAAGACAAACCACCUGAGUCCUCACAGCUUCAUCACAGUCCAAUGUGUGUCCCUCAGUGGAAAAAGUUUGGACACCCCUGCCAUAUGGUCUCAACAUCAAAGGUCUAUUUCCCUACGAAGACCAUGCAUCCUGCCCAUCAACCAAUGGCCUCACCACCAAAGUUUGAUCACUCUAUGGAGGCUGUACACCCCUCCCAUCCCCACACCGCUGGCCCACCACCAAAUGUCCACACCUAUGGUCCUUCACCCGGCGUACACAAUAGCUUGCUACCUGAAUCCACCUGAGAAUAAAAAGGCAGCUUUCCUGGCACCAGACAGGAGAGAUGCAGGCAACCCAUCUAUUGAGGACACUAUCUGUUAUCAACCACAGGCAGAAAAAUCAUGGACGCCAUGUGAUGGAUGUAGGGAGGCGUUGGAAGAAAUGUGGCCAGAAAAAUAAGGAAUUGAAGAAGUCCUCUUGA
This is a messenger RNA of Nerophis ophidion (straightnose pipefish), 2360 nucleotides long. RefSeq lists its product as uncharacterized. The coding region runs from base 1507 to 2184 and encodes 225 amino acids. The record is from RefSeq and is a predicted model, not a curated record. The transcript is spliced from 3 exons. NCBI's taxonomy places the organism in Eukaryota, Metazoa, Chordata, Actinopteri, Syngnathiformes, Syngnathidae.